AUGGCACCCAGUCUUUUGCUAGACCCAGAGUCGCCGCCCUCGUCCUAUGUCCACACCACCAAGCAAGCCUUCAGCCAGGACGGCGGAGUGUCACUCAAGGAAGCUCAGGCUCCUGUUGGCGGCGACUUUUCCUUCUCUUCUACAGCUAUGAACGGCCAUGGUAAUGGCCAUGUCAGCGGUAGCAAUGGCUUCUCCGGCAACGGGUUCUCAGAUGCUCAGCAAGGCGGAGGCGAUUUCAUUACUGCUCAGACUCUUCGUCAACAAUCAGACAGCUAUGCGACUCAGGCUCGCACUUCGGGAGACGGAAAGCGUCCCAACAUCUUGUACAUUAUGGCCGAUCAGAUGGCCGCACCCAUGCUAAAGUUCAAUGACCCAGAGUCAGUUAUCAAGACACCUCAUCUUGAUGAGCUUGCUAGGACCGGCGUCAACUUCGCGAGCGCUUACUGCAACUCACCUCUGUGUGCACCAUCUAGGUUCACCAUGUGCAGCGGUCAGUUGCCAUCCAAGAUCGGAGGAUACGACAACGCCUCGAUUCUGAGCCCGGAAAUUCCGACCUACGCCCACUACCUCCGCCGCGAAGGAUACGAGACUGCGCUCGCAGGAAAGAUGCACUUCAUCGGCCCGGAUCAGCUCCAUGGCUUUGAGCAUCGACUCACUUCCGACAUCUACCCCGGCGACCUGGGAUGGUCCGUCAACUGGGACAAGCCAGAGGAGCGUCAAGAGUGGUACCACAACAUGGCCUCGGUCAUGCAAGCCGGGCCAUGUGUGCGAUCGAACCAACUCGACUAUGACGAAGAUGUCAUGCACAAGUACCUCUACGACUACGUUCGGUCUGACCCCGAGAGCCGUCGGCCAUUCGCCUUGACCAUCUCUUUGACUCACCCACAUGACCCUUACACCAUGAUUCAGGAAUACUGGGACCGAUACGAGGGCGUCGACAUUCCCCUGCCAAAGGUUGAGAUCGCGCAAGAGAACCAGGACUCUCACUCCCAGCGUCUGCUCAAGACCAUCGAUCUGUGGGACAACCCCGUUCCAGAUGAGGCCAAGAUCCGCGCGCGCCGUGCCUACUUCGCUGCUUGCAGCUUUGUUGACGACCAGGUUGGCAAGCUCGUCCGUCUCCUCAAGAACUGCAGGCUCGACAAGGACACAAUCAUUGUCUUUUCUGGAGACCACGGUGACAUGCUUGGCGAGAGGAGCCUAUGGUACAAGAUGAGCUGGUACGAGAACAGCGCGCGCGUUCCCAUGAUCAUCAAUGGACCCAACAUUGCGCCCAAGAAGGUCAAGGAGUCGGUGUCGACGAUGGAUCUUCUGCCGACAUUCGUCGACCUCGCUGGGGGACAGGUCGAUGACCGCCUACCACUUGAUGGUGUAAGCCUCCACGAGUACCUCGUCUCGGAUAAGCCAGGCAAGGACGAAGUGUUCGGCGAGUACAUGGGCGAAGGCACCGUUACUCCGACCUACAUGAUCCGUCGUCACGAGUGGAAAUUCACCUACUCCCUGGCCGAUGGACCGCAACUCUACAACCUUGUAGAAGACCCGCAGGAACUGCAUGAUCUUGCCACCUCCCCAGAGCCCCACAACCAGAAGAUGCUCGCCAAGUUCGAGGCGGAGGCGCGCGAGAAGUGGGACUUCAAGACGAUCCACAACGACGUCGUCCGAAGCCAGCGCAUGCGCCAGGUUGCUUGCAGUGCACUGAAGAUUGGUCGCAAGGAAUCAUGGGACUACCAGCCACCGGCCAACGACCAGAACCGCUUCAUCCGCUCGCACAUUCCUCUGGACGAGCUCGAGCGUCGCGCCCGCUUCCCCAUCGUGGACUACCUGGGCCGCGAGAAGUCAGCUUCGGCAUCCCACCAUGGCCUCGCAGGAGCGGCUGGUCAGUGA
Messenger RNA from Alternaria rosae, 1881 nucleotides. Its product is annotated as choline sulfatase. The transcript is spliced from 2 exons. Lineage: Eukaryota; Fungi; Ascomycota; Dothideomycetes; Pleosporales; Pleosporaceae. Bases 1 to 1881 code for a protein of 626 amino acids. The record is from RefSeq and is a predicted model, not a curated record.